AUGGAAUCCACUGCCAGUGGGGGACGCAAUUCACAGGCUGUCGGACAACGUCGAGUAUGGAAUGAAGAUGAGGAGCGUGCUUUGAUUCAAGGCUUGCGCGAUCUUGUUGCACGUGGCUGGAAAUGCGACAACGGAUUUCGCAAUGGUUACACCACCAUAUUAGAACAACACAUGCAACAGAUGUUCCCGGGAACAUCUAUAAGAGCCGAACCUCACAUCUCAUCCAAGAUCACUGUCUGGAAAAAAAAUUAUGGUUUGCUUUUGGGAAUGCUUGGUACUUCUGGCUUCGAAUGGAGUGAAACAGGGAACAUGCUUACUGUGAAGAAUGCUGACAUUUGGAAAGCCUACGUGAAGGUGAGAGUAGUGCAUCCGGCAAGUUUAAGCGUGAUGGAAAAAGAAAGCGUAAUGUUGAGGUGGAGGAUAAAAUAUUGGGUCUACUGUCAUCCGUUUGCCAAGAGACGAACAGCCGUCUUUCAGAACUUUCCACACGUGUCGGUCACGAAGUUGAUGCAAAGGCGCAACGAAUUGCCAAAAUCCGACAAUUUGUUCACCUUCGGGAAAUUGACAAGUCCUUGCAUCAGUCUCAUGGAUCGAAUGACGAGCCUGGAGAACAUUGCGCGCGGCUUCCGGUUGGAGGGGUGGACCGAGCUCGAGGAGAAGUUAUCGGACCUCAUGCAAAAGGAGUUCACGUGGAUGAAGGUACAGGAGAAAAUCCAUUGUCUUCAAGGGCAUUACCGUGAAUUCCUUCGCUUCUUGACCAUACCGGGAGUUCGAGUGCAUGACGAUGGCGGUUUGGUUAGCGUCAACAGAGAGUAUUGGAAUGUCGUCGGAGAGGAGUCCAAUAUGGAAGUGUUUUUUUGCUGGAAUGGCUUCAAAUGGUACAACCAUUGUGUGCAGCUGUGGAACAUACGCGGGGCAGCCGAAGUGAACGUCCAAGCUAACCCCGGUGCGAAUAAUGAGAAUCCGAUUUGUCUAGAUGAUACUAUCACAUACGUGGUCUUGUCGGAAGAUGAAAUGGAGGAUGAUCUUGAUGACUAUGAUGAGGUUGAUCAGCAUGUUGGAAGCCCAAUCCAUGAUCUGCCACUUCCUAUGGAUCCCCUGUUCAACGUUGACGGCAAUGAGGAUUUGAUGGAUGAGGAGUCUGAUGUGGACUCCUGCGUCGACUCCGUGUGA
Striga asiatica is the source of this 1173-nucleotide messenger RNA. Lineage: Eukaryota; Viridiplantae; Streptophyta; Magnoliopsida; Lamiales; Orobanchaceae. The record is from the annotation of a GenBank genome assembly.